This is a messenger RNA of Ooceraea biroi (clonal raider ant), 982 nucleotides long. RefSeq names its product transmembrane protein 50A. NCBI's taxonomy places the organism in Eukaryota, Metazoa, Arthropoda, Insecta, Hymenoptera, Formicidae. The record is from RefSeq and is a predicted model, not a curated record.
UGUUGAUACAACUGUCGUUGUUAGGUUAGCUGUCUCUAAUCACGGCGAUUCGAUAGCUGUACGUUGUCAACGGAAAGUCGCGAGAGAAUGACAUCCUGCUUCGAGAGCAUGCAGGUGCCGUCCUGCGUGUGGUUUGAGGGCGGUGAGAAAAGGAAUGCGCUCGUCUCGAUGUUCGCGGGCACGCUGUUUUUCGUCGGCUGGUGGUUUAUAAUAGACGCGCACGCAAAAUAUCCAGACGAGAUGGCAAACGCGUAUCACGUAUGUGGAGUAUUCGGUACUAUAUCUCUUUUCAUGGUCAAUUCAGUGACAAAUGCGCAGAUAAGAGGGGAAGCUUACAACGGUGGCUGUUUAGGAGCGAGAGGUGCAAGGAGUUGGCUGUUUAUUGGAUUUGUUAUGGGAUUCGCAGCAGUAAUAGCAGCCUGUUGGAUUUUGUUUGCUAAUUUUGUGGCUGCAGGUGCACCGCAUCAUUGGCCAGGUGUAGGACUGUUCCUGCAAAACGUAUUUAUUUUCUUGGGCUCGCUCACGUAUAAAUUCGGACGGUCUGAGGAUCAAUGGGGUUAAUAGGUACGGUCGGUUGAAAAUAUUUUUAUUACUAUGUGAUCAAAUUAAGUACUUCGCAAACGUUUGACUGAAGAAACUCGUGAGACAACAACACAUCCCAUAUCGCUUCGAACAUGAAUCCAGAUUACAGUGAUGUUAAAUUAUUCUUUAUAAAAAUGUUCUUUGUAUAUUUGGUAAUUUAUAUAUUUAUAUUUCAAAAUUAGCGAUUACAUUACAGAUAUAUACAUGAACCUUAUAGUAAUAUAAGAACUGUGUAAUAGAAUUACGUGUUACUUAUGUUGUAUUAAUAGUUUUCACGUAUGAACUACAUCAUUUAUUUUCCAACGCAUCUUUUAAUACCAUUUUUGUAGCUUUUAAUUAUUUCGUUGGAACUUCCUCCAGAAACAUGAUAUCAGAAUCGAAUAAAUUGUGUCCUAAAACC